Bombina bombina (fire-bellied toad) is the source of this 5745-nucleotide messenger RNA. RefSeq names its product fibrosin like 1 (gene FBRSL1). The transcript is spliced from 19 exons. Lineage: Eukaryota; Metazoa; Chordata; Amphibia; Anura; Bombinatoridae. The record is from RefSeq and is a predicted model, not a curated record. Bases 779 to 4462 code for a protein of 1227 amino acids.
UCUGCUGCACUGUACAAUUCAGAGAGAACAUUUCCUCCCCCUCCUCCUGUCUCUUUAAGAGCCCUGAUCGCCCCCUCUAACGUCUCCCCCAUUGUGUUUGCUUGUAGGAUCGAGGCAUCGGGGAACCGUGGACGGAAGGGGGCCGCGGCCAGCACCCCAUCCGGGCAGGGAAUGGAUGGGAUGUAAGCAGCGAGGAGCAGAGAGAAUGGCAGAGAGCAGGCAGACACACGGCGUCCGCUGUCUGUGAGCAGGAGCUGGGCUGUACCCCUCCCCGGAGUGAUCACUGCUGCCCCUCUGCCCGGAGAUUGAUCACCCUGGGCAGGAAGAGAAGAAACAAGAGGUUGCUGAUUUGGAGGGGGUUGUUUUUGCUUCAGUCCCACCAGCACAACAUGAGGGAUUGCUGACCCCCCCUCUUCUUCACCAGGAUGCUGCUGUAGCCUUUAAAGGAUCUUGGGCAGGGUCUGAGCCGUGCAAAUGGAAAUAUUAUGGUCAUUUAAUUGCACACAAAAGUUGCAAUACAAGUGGCUAUUGAGCACAUUUGGGUGCAAGGAAAUAAAGAGCAAAUUAUUCUGCAUUGUGCAAAGCAGAUCUGGAUUAAUAAUAAGCGUACAGUUCUUUUGGUGAUUAUAUAUAAAUACUUGUCUCCCUCCAUAAAUAAGUAACCUUUGCAUUUGAUUUGUCAUUUUGUGCAAAUAACAGGAUUGGUGGAUUCAAGGUCACUUGGUGGAUUUUCUUUCCCUGUGGAUUUAUAAUAAAUAUUUGUUCUUAUAAUUAAGACAUGAUGGAUGGUAAACUGAAGCAACGGAGAUCAAGGUCCCAGAGGGAUAGGGUAAGGAGGAGAGACCCUUCUACAAGGGAUCCCAGAAAUCAGAGCCCUUCCUCUGGCUCCGAGGCAGAGGGGGCCCUGGGAAAGGAGAAUUCCAAUCAAAAUGGUACAAAUGGGAAAACUCCAGCUGCUUCAGCCAGAAAUGCCAGACCGCCCAGGCGUAAGAGGCGAGAAUCUAGCUCUCAGGAGGAGGAUAUAAUUGAUGGGUUUGCUAUCGCCAGCUUCAACACCCUGGAAGCCUUAGAGAAGGAUCUCUCCUUAAAACCUCCAGAAAGAAAGGAGAAAUGGGAGAAGCACCCAUGUAAGAAACCCAGGGAAUCGGGGAACUAUAUCUCAGCAGAGCCGAGUGAGAAUGGACACCACCAAGAUGCUGGAAACUCUGAGAGGGAGACUGAGCGGGGAAAAGAGCAUUUUAAGAAGAAAUUUCCACUCAAGAAUUCCAAUCUGUUCAAAUCAUCUCAGAACAGAAUCGGCAGACACAGUGAAGAUGGAAGCAUCAGGGAAGCCAUGAGUUCUCAGCAUAGCAGCUCCCGUGACCGACUAAGCGAUAGUACAGCUCAAUCACUUUCUGGACGUGGUUACUCUUGCGACAGUGAAAGUGAUAUCGACGAGAAGUGUUCCAAUGUUGGUUCUGAGAAGCUUUUCUCUCCGGUGGCCCCAGCAGGUUCCCUGUUGCAUGAUAAGACGGAUGCACAGGCUGCUUGCCAACCAAAGGUGUCUGGGCUGGAGCGUAGCCAGGAAGUGAACACUGAGCUUUCCUUCAUACCUCCUGUGCACAGUCCCCAACCACCGGCUGUAGCAAUAGUCACCUCUGCCUCCUCCACGCCAGCUUCGAGCACUCGGGCUAGCCCGCUGGUGAAGAAAGAGCCAGCCCUAGUAGCUCCAGCACCUCCAAGACUUACUCCUCAACCACAGCCACGUCCCCAGUCGCAGCAAUUGUCCCAGCCUCAGUUGCUGCCCCUUGAGCUAAGAGCUCAGAAUCACAUCCCUACACAUAACAGCUAUCCAGUGCAUCCGCAACUGCCUCACAACGGGAUCACCAGCAUUAGCCCCAGCAGUAGUGCCAGCAGCACAGCAAGCAUCAGCCUUCCCAAACACCUGCGGUCCUCCCCACAAAUCCCUCCCCAUCAUCCAACAGGACCAGGCUUGCCUCUCUCCAUUUCCAACCUUGCUACCUCGCACUUUCCUCUCAGAACUCAAGCCCAGCACCCAGCCAUGUUUGCUUCCCCUCCAACGCUGCCACCACCGCCAUCUUUACCCACUAACGGCCUUGUGAUCCCCGGUCACCCUGCUGGAGCAGGAUAUUCUGAUCAUGAAAUUCUCAGGCAGGAGCUGAAUAAUCGAUUUUUGGUUCAGAAUUCGGACCGGUCGGGUGCCCCUCUUGGCUCUGUGCCACUACUAAGGGCGGAAAUUCACCAGCACCAACACACGCACCAACACACGCACCAGCACACAUUUACCCCCUUCACAUCCAGCCUGCCCCCGACGCAGCUUAUUCCACCAAAUGCACCCCCCAUGGUGCGUACCCCAGCCCGAAAUUUCGACAAGUAUGCUCCCAAGUUAGACAGCUCUUAUUUCCGUCAUCCCAGCUUCUUCCCAGCAUAUCCGUCUCCGAUGCCUGGGAUGCCCCCAAUGCUUCCACAUUCAGGUCCAUUUGGGUCUCUUCAGGGAGCAUUUCAGCCUAAGACCUCAAACCCCAUUGACGUCACAAGCAGACCUGGCACAGUACAUCACACCCUGCUGCCGAAGACACCUGGGGUCACUGAUCCAUACAGGACAUCAGUAAGAAAACCAGGCAAGUGGUGUGCAGUACAUGUUCAGAUAGCAUGGCAAAUCUACCACCACCAGCAGAAGAUGAAGCAGAUGCAGUUGGACCCGCACAAGCUGGAUAUUUGUGGGAAACUGGACCUGUUUAGCAGGCCACCUGCUCCAGGAGUCUUCCCAGGAUUCCCUUACCCUCAUGAUUUAGCUCGGCCUAUGUUCUCUAGCACAGGCCCAACACACCCAGCAGCCUCUCCUUUUGGACCUUCACCACAUCAUAGCAGCUUCCUGCCCACAAGCCACCUGGCUGGUAAGUAUCCAUUUAGCAGGUCAAGCAGCUUCAGCGGCCUGGGGAACUUAGGCAGCAAUGCCUUUGGAGGAUUAGCCAGUCAUGCUCUAAGUCAUAAUAACCUUUUUGCUCAUAAGGAUAGCCCUUCACUCCAAGGCUUCAGUAACCCCCAUGAACCUUGGAAUCGACUCCAUCGGACUCCACCUUCUUUCCCAACGCCACCACAGUGGCCCAAAGCUGGAGACUCAGAGCGUUGUUCAUCUGCGACCAACCAUGAUAGAGACCGGGAAGAUAAGAGAGAACUGUCCCUUACAAAGGACGAUCGAGACAAGGAGAGGGAUAGUUUGGACAAAAAUCGUCAUCAUUCUAAUAGAUCUUCUCCAGCAUCAGCACCAGUUAGUCAUCAAAUAAGCAACCUCAUCCGCAACAACAGCCAGACACCCAGUAGUGACUCCCUGAGACAGAGCAGCUUAGGAGAUAGGUCCAAAGAUAUGGAGAGAGAAAAUUCUGAACGGUUACGGGAACUCCAGUCUACAGAGCACAAAAUCAAGGAGAGUCGAUCACCAAUGAAAGAUCCCCCCAGCCAUGAUAAGAGGCUUCUAGAGGACAGCAGCAAGCCGGUAAUCCAGUCUGUAUCUCCAUAUGGUAAGCCAGUUCUGAAUGAAAGCCUGAAGUUGAGCAACCUUGUGGGAAAAGAAAAUGAAAGGAAACCUGAGCUGUCCACUGACCUCCCAAAGAUCAAGAGUGAUAUCAAAGUUAAGGAAGAACGCAAAGAGGACUCUGAUGUUUUGGUGGUAGGGUCAGAGCCACCUCACCCAGGUAGAACAUUAGAACAUCAAACACAUCCACAUCCUGGUUCAAUGCAUGGAUUGUCAUUACAUCACACUAUGGCAGCUUCCAUGCAUGUUCCUAUGGGUAGUGUCCAUCAAAUGAACAAUUUAAAUAUGCUGGACAGAAGUCGUGUCAUGACUCCUAUCAUGGGUAUGAGUCCUCUCGCUGGAAGGGAAAGGUUACCACAUGCUGGAUUUGCUUGGGACCCAGUGAGAGAUCCAUUGCGGGAUGCAUACCGCACUCUGGACCUGCAAAGGCGUAUGGAUUUCCACCUACGUGCUGAUGGCAUGCACAGAUACCCAGCUGCUGCUGCUAGCUUUUAUGACCAUGAACGUUCAUACCGGGACCGUGAGCCACAUGACUAUAGCCAUGAUCAGCUUUUAGAAGCAAGGAGGGAGCAAGAACGUCUAAGGCAAGAUGAGCGAGAGAGAGAACGGCUGCAUUUGAGAGAGGAGAUUGAAAGGGCACGUAUACACCACCCCUACACCUCGCCAUUAGAGAGCCACUUAGCACAUAUGCCAUCUUUUAUGCCACAUUUGAGUAGCGUGCCCUACCCCAGACUCAGUCCUUCUAGCGCCAUGCACAAUGGGAUUCUAAAUAGAACCCCUCCUACAGCAGCCCUAAGUGCUCCUCCACCUUUAGUGCCAGCCAGCAAUACAAGGCCUGCCUCUCCCAGAAGGACUAAUCCCCUCACAAGCUCAGAUGCCCGGGACUUUUCUCCCUCCAGAAACCCUAAGGAAGUUGAAGCUCGAUAGUCUUCCUAGGGCGGGGGGGGGGGGAUCUACAGGAAGCAAACAUGGAUUUUAAACUGUCCUGUAUAUAUAAAAACAAUCUUUUACAAAAGUGCACUGUUCAAAACCUUUUCCUCUUUCCUCCUCCUGUUUUGUAAAUGUAAAUUUUUAGGCUAAGCACACUUUUUCCUUUAGCCAGGGAUGGACAGUUCAGGGGUGAUAAAUGUUCCAACCUGGAAAUCAAGGAUUAAGGUCUCUUCAUGUAACUAUUUUUCUGUCAUUGGAGACCCUGUAGCCAGUGGGACAGGUUGAGUGAGGGGGGAAAAAUAACUUUUUAAAUGGAUUUUUGUAGUUUUUACAGUAUUUUGUUUUUUCGCUACGGUGUUCUUAGUCUCUUCCACAAAAAAAAUACUUUCUUCUUUAAUUUUAUAUUAGUUGCAUUUUCCUCUUUUGUGGGAGGAAAAGUUAAGUAAAUCUGUUCUUUCCAUGAACUACAAAAGGGUAAUAAUCCCUUCAUUACAGGAGGUAUCUAGAAAACACUGCAUUGCAUAUUUAAACUAUACAAAUAUAUUCCGCACUGCAGUUUACUAGAAACCUCCAGCACUGAAGGGCUAAUGGGAUUCUAUGGAUUUUUCUUUAUUCUAUGGCUAACAGAUCAACAUUCUUGCUACAAUUUUUGAACAGAAAUCACAGAUUAUUAUUAAAAUAAUAUUAAUGUACAAAAUAGUUGGAUUUUCCUUAUUUACAUAUUAAGUUAUUUUCUGCUGUUUCCCUUAAGGUUCUAAUAUUUACCAUGAUUCUGCAAGACACUGUUUUUUUGUUUGUUUUUUCAAAUUACAACCUCAUAUGAAAUGUGGAUCUACUAUAGACUGUAGGAAAACUUAAAACAAGAAGAAAAAUUGAUUUCAAGGAUCACACUGGUAUUUUGCUAAUACUUCAUCAUCUUACUAUGCAAUUUGUGUGAGGCGGGUCUUACAAGAGCAUACUCCAUUAUCUCCCCCAAGUCUGCCUCACCACCUUAUACCCUCAACUAUCUGUCUCCCAAACCUGCCUUAAAUAAAUAAAAAAAUGUGUAAAAAGACUGAAGCAACACCUUUCAUGGUCACCAGGAUUUUGUUAGGAGGCAUUAAAGCUUAAGGUUAUUGCCACCAUCAUCUGGCAAGCAAAUGUACCUUUGUUUAUCUUGUGCACUGUAUAAGAGUUAUCUUGAGCAAGUUUGUGUGUGUGUAUUAUAUACAUUGUAUAUAGACACACAGACCAAAAUACUUACCAGUCCUUUCAAUGUUAAAUAUAUCUAAAUAACCUAA